Molecule: messenger RNA, 1005 nt
Organism: Clonostachys rhizophaga
Lineage: Eukaryota; Fungi; Ascomycota; Sordariomycetes; Hypocreales; Bionectriaceae
Source: the annotation of a GenBank genome assembly
AUUCCAAUCAGCAUCCUGAAGAGGGCAUCAGAUACGUCUUUUCUGCAUUCUUUCUCAGUGAAGCCCAUCACUAUCGCUCUCCUCGGCGCUCAAACCGCGACUCAGCCGGCUACAGCAGCGGUUGUGUCAAAUGUCGGUGGAAUUAAAGAUUUGAACUCAGCUGCCCGGCGGGAGGUUGCGGCAUCGCCAGCAGUCUUGAAGCCGCUCCCUGCUAUUUCUCUUGACCCUGAUCUUCUCAAGGCUCCGGAAGACAGCAAUUUCCCUCCUGACCCAAUCGAAGGGGGCGUUAAGGCACUUAUCGACACUACCCUAAAGCGACCGGCCAUUCUUCUCGAGCAUCUAUCGGGCCUUGGCUCUAUCAAGUGCUCAGGCUCCGAUAUCGACCGAAACGACGGAAAGAUUGAUGAAGAGGCACUUACGAUCAAUCUGGGGGUUAGGGCGACUUCACUUGAAGAAGAAUUCAAGCCUCUGGCUAUCUCCGCCUCACCAUUCUCUAUCCCACGAAUUCUAGAUGUUGGUCCAACUGCCGGGUUUGGCCUCGGUAUUGAGUUCGGAGCAGAAGGCACUCUCAACGUGACUUCGGACGUCGCCGGCGGUAUGACGAAAGGCAAAGUCCAUCUCGACUUGCUCGACACAAAGAAGGCGACUACCAGCGGCUGGACCCCAAGUGUGAAGGUUGCUUCUGAAGUUGAUGCCCUCGUGACCCUUCAAAUCAACCCUUUCAUUGAAUUAAGCCUUGCUGUUGGCGUCAAGGCCUUUGACGGUCUUCUCGAUCUCUCAACUGGAGUUGAAAUUGAGCCCAAGGUCGUCAAUUUAGUUUCGGAUAAUGGAACCGUUGCGAUAGAAAGCGCCUCUGGAAUCAAGUUUGGCCCACCUCCUGAGGGGCAGUGCAAGAAUGCUGCCUGGUUUGCCAGCAGCUCUGAUCUCGAUAUCAACGCAUUUGUUUCCCUCUUGUUCAAGAAGACGAUCUACGAGUAUAAUGACCCUAUUAUAAGAACUAAGGAA